ACGUCUCAUUUUCUUCAGUUGUACUGCUGCUGAUGCCUUACGUUAUAAGGCAUGUGGCCUUAACUAACUUCAUUCUGGAAACGAAUCCAUUGCUUUUCUUCAAAUAUCCACUGAUUCUAAUCCAUCUUGUACCAGCUAAUCCAACUUAUCUGAUUCGCUAAUAACAACGCUCAUUAGUUCAUUGAAGCUCCACCGAUCCAAAUUUAGGGCUUUAUUUUAUUGGAGGAUUUUUUUUUUAUCAAUGGCUUCGUGGCUUAAAGCCGCAGAAGAUUUAUUUGAAGUUGUAGAUCGAAGGGCAAAGUUGGUUGUCAGUGAAUUGGCAGAUGAGCAUUCUGAUUCUCAGUCACCAGAAGCUUCUAAUGGGCAAGGAUCUCAACCCAAGAGGGUGAAGUCUAAGACCAAGGCUCAAAAGAAGCUAUCCACAAGUGAAUCCUAUCAAGCAAGUACCACUAAAGGGGAGUUGACUAGUACAGAAACUUCAAAAUUAGAUGUAUUAUCUGAUAAAGAUAGGGCUACUCUUUUUGUUGAAAAUGUUGUUACCCCCUCUAGCAAGUUGAUGCCCCAAACAAUCACUGAACAGCAGCAGAAUACUGACAAAGAUAUCUCUAGCAGUACAUCAUCAGAGAGAGUAGCAAAUGAAGUUGUCAAAGAUGAUGCUAAUCGUUUAGAAGUUGCUGUAACUGCUGCUGAUGCAGAUGCUGCAACAUCAAGUUCAAAUGGUGAGCUUCUCAAUGAGAAGGCUUCUGAUGAUCCUGUAGAACAUCCUCUUUCCCCAUUAGCUGCCAAAGAAAUAGAGGUUCUUAAUGAAGACCAUCAAGACCAUCCAAUUGGUUCUGACAUCAAGCGAAGGGAUGCUGAUGUUCCUUCAAAUAUUGACCAAGAGAGAUCUCUGUCAGCAAUUACUGAUCCUACUGUCAAUGGCGAAACUUCAGUAAAAAAUGCUGAUCUUAGGGCUGAACCUCUGGUUGAUCAACAGAACCAGCAUCAGUUGCAGCAGCAGCGUAAAGCUGAUACUUCACCCAUGAAAAUACAGGACCAACUUGAUGAGGCUCAAGGACUGCUUAAGACUGCAAUUUCCACUGGCCAGUCAAAAGAGGCAAGGUUGGCACGGGUUUGUGCUGGACUUUCAACCCGCCUUCAAGAAUGCAAAUCUGAAAAUGCUCAGCUGGAGGAACUUCUCAUUGCAGAGAGAGAGCUGAGCAAAUCAUAUGAGGCUCAUAUAAAGCAGCUACAACAAGAUUUGUCUAUAUCUAAAAGUGAAUUGAAAAGAGUAGAGUCAAAUAUGGCUGACGCUUUGGCUGCAAAAAAUUCAGAAAUUGAGGCCCUUGUCAAUUCUAUGGAUGCACUCAAGAAACAGGCUGCUUUGUCUGAAGGAAAUCUGGCUUCGCUGCAGGCAAACAUGGAGUCUAUUAUGAGAAACAGAGAACUAACAGAGACAAGGAUGAUGCAGGCACUUAGGGAGGAGCUGGCCUCUGCAGAGCGAAGAGCUGAAGAAGAACGUGCAGCACAUAAUGCUACCAAAAUGGCAGCUAUGGAAAGGGAAGUGGAAUUGGAACAUAGAGCUGUUGAGGCAUCCACAGCCCUUGCUAGAGUCCAGAGAAUUGCUGAUGAGAGAACAACAAAGGCUGUAGAACUUGAGCAGAAAGUGGCACUGCUUGAGUUUGAGUGUGCAUCAUUAAAUCAAGAGUUGCAAGAUCUGGAAGCUCGCACUCGUCGUGAACAAAAGAAGUCCUCAGAAGAGGCAAAUCAAGUGAUUCAGAUCCAGGCUUGGCAGGAAGAAGUGGAGCGUGCACGUCAAGGUCAGAGGGAUGCUGAGAGCAAGCUUUCUUCUAUGGAGGCUGAAGUGCAAAAGAUGAGGGUUGAAUUGGCUGCCAUGAAGAGGGAUGCUGAGCACUAUUCACGGCAGGAGCACAUGGAGCUGGAGAAGCGCUACCGUGAAUUAACUGAUUUGUUGUACUACAAGCAAACACAGUUAGAAGCCAUGGCUAGUGAAAAAGCUGCAGCAGAGUUUCAGUUGGAGAAGGAGGUAAAGCGUCUUCAAGAAGCAGAGGUUGAGGCAGAAAGGACUAGAGUCUAUCGCCGUGCAUCCUCAUCUUGGGAAGAAGACUCCGAAAUGAAGGCACUUGAGCCUCUUCCCUUGCAUCACCGUCAUAUGGCAGCAGCAACCAUGCAGUUGCAGAGGGCAGCAAAGCUAUUGGAUUCAGGGGCUGCCAGAGCCACAAGAUUUUUAUGGCGGUACCCAACGGCUCGGCUUAUCCUUCUUUUCUAUUUGGUGUUUGUACACCUCUUCUUGAUGUAUUUAUUGCAUCGGCUUCAGGUAUGGAUAUUUGGACAUGGUUCACUAUUGAUUUUAUGUUCUCAAUGUGACAAUCUGCCUCGAGUAGAAAAUUGUGUUGCUUUAUUUAAAUGGGAGUUUCUUUUUUUUCCAAACUGUGAAUUGAGUACACUUGGUAUUGCAUUGAUUUUUUUUUUAAUUGUUGAAAUUUUAUUUUUCAAUGUGAAGGAACAAGCGGAUAAUAUUUCUGCUAGAGAAGUUGCAGAGUCCAUGGGUCUUGCCAACCCAACUUUACCAUGAUUGAGGAAGUUGCUCCUAAUCAAAAAGCAAAUGCCACAUUUUUGCCUGCAAAGGUUUCUUUAUCAUUCUUAAAGCAAACUAUAGCUUGUGAAUAUCCAGGAAAAAACAUAAUCAAAAGGAAAGUGAAAACCGUCUUCAAUGUUUGCUUUUUAUACAAAUCGUUUGAGGAAACAGUGGAAAAAGUAGCAUAUUACUUGAUGUCAAGACAAAUUCAAAUGUGCAUGCAAAUAUUCUGUCAUUUCCAUAGUCAGUUUGGUGUGGCUCAGGGACAUUAAAAUGAUGUUACAGUGAGAGCUACCAUGCUGUAUAUCCAGACGUUUCUUCAUGAAAUGGAAUAUUCUUUUAUUUGUAAUGGGCGACUUCCAUCACUGAGAUUGAGCAACAAGUUAUGAAUCGUGAGAAGUUUGUA
Hevea brasiliensis (rubber tree) is the source of this 2984-nucleotide messenger RNA. RefSeq names its product golgin candidate 1. NCBI's taxonomy places the organism in Eukaryota, Viridiplantae, Streptophyta, Magnoliopsida, Malpighiales, Euphorbiaceae. The record is from RefSeq and is a predicted model, not a curated record. Gene Ontology annotation, biological process: retrograde transport, vesicle recycling within Golgi; Golgi organization. Gene Ontology annotation, cellular component: Golgi cisterna; Golgi membrane. Bases 242 to 2575 code for a protein of 777 amino acids. The transcript has 19 exons.